AUGAGCAGCAAUGGCUCACUGCAACCGCCACUAAUCAUCACGUCGCUACCGCGGCCUCCUGCCACCACAGGGGCCCUUGGAGCGACGUCAGCUUCGAGUCUUUCCCCAGUUCCGUCCUCAGCUAGCGCGUCCUUCUCGCCGUACUCCAAAAGUCCCGUUCCGAGUGGUAGACGCGUCGCCAUGGAGGGUAAAAGCCUCUUCACGUGCCACCAAUGCGGUGCGCUGCUCAAGUUCCAGUACAGCCCUGUGUCUAUUGAAGAGAAGAUCAUGAAGUUACGACCUGUGGCCUACGAGCACCCGACGGAGCAAUGCGAGCAGCGAGACAGCAAAGGAGACGAGGACGAGGAUCAAAUGCCCCGCCUCACCGAGGGUACAGAUAACGGGGAGACCACAGACGCAGACGACGAAGAGGAAGCAGCACAGGCAGCCAGGAACUCACUGAAUCAGCAACAGCACAAGACUUCAGCUGUCGUACCGGAGAUUGUAUGGGAACGACAGCGGCUGGACAACUGCGACGACGUCGGGGUCUGGGUCCCUGCCGAAUUCGACCUCAUGAAUGGAAUUGCAACGUUCACGAGCUGCAAUCGAGGAGAUAUCGGACAGAAUGUUGCAGAUGUGGUGCCUAUGCGGCUGCUAAACAAGCCGCAUCUAUGGAUUUCCGACUGGGAGGUAGAUCACUCCCUCCCAAACUGUGACGAGGACGGGUGGGUGUAUGCCAAGUCAUAUGUUGAUUUCGGUAGAAUGGAGGAGCCACUCGUGGCGGGAGAAGAAGGAACGGAGGCAAAGGCUGACGAAGGCGUAAAAGAUGAAGAUGCAAAGACAGAAGAAAACGCGCGACUUGUGCGACGGAGGCGCCUGAUUCGCAAGCGUCGUAUGGACGGCAGCGACCUCAGUUGGUUCCAGGAAUUGCUGGACUGCAGCACUCUUCUUCUUAAAAAGAGUCUGCCGACUUGCCAUGAUUGCGAAGCCACAGUACUCGACCGAUUUACUCAGGCGCUCAAUGAGCUGGAGGAUGAUCGAGACCAGUACGAGCGUUUCUUGACUGCAUUUGCCGACGGAGAGCGGGCUUCAGCGCGAACGUAUUGUGAAAAUGGCGACUACGAUGCCGAUGAGUGGCACGACGACCCAGAGCUUCGAGCUUUGGAGGAGGAAGAGCGACGACUAAAGGCCGAAUUAGAGGCCAUCGAAGACGAGACUGUCCAAGUGACGGCAAAGAGACGUGAGCUGUGGUCUACAGGGAUGGAUCUUGAGCAGUUGAUCCAUGGCACAUUCGCUGAAGGAGCUUUCCUGCAGCAUUUGUUGGGACUGAGUCGAGACGAGCGCCAAUCGGUCGGUGUGUUUGCAGUGCAUGCAUCGGAUAUGCUACGGCGUCUCCAGCGUUACAAUGUAUGCAACGAUGUGUUCCACAUCUGGCACGAUGGUCUCUUUGGUACGAUCAACGGACUGCGGCUCGGUCGAUUGCCUUCGAAACCGGUGGAAUGGGUGGAAAUCAACGCGGCAUUGGGGCAGGCUGUGCUCUUACUCGCAACAAUUGCAGAUCGCGCCAACUUUGAGUUUUCUCGCAAUCGUCUCGUGCCGCGUGGGAGCUUCUCUCGUGUGGUUAACAUGUACGGCAAGGAGUACAGUCUUUACAGCGAUGGCGGCAUGUUCCGACGUCGUGGCUUUAAUCAGGCCAUGAUCCUCUUUCUCGAGUGUGUGGAGGACGCAGGACGUCGCGCAAUGAAGGAGGAACCGUCACUGAAGUUCCCGUACAAGGUGGAGCGUGGUAAGAUCGGAGGUCUGCCGAUCUCACUUGGUAACGACGAACAGUGGACUCGAGCGCUCAAGUACAUGCUCACGCACCUCAAGUGGCUUCUAGCUUGGAUCUCCAAGCGCUACUGA
Phytophthora nicotianae INRA-310 is the source of this 1881-nucleotide messenger RNA. RefSeq lists its product as hypothetical. Lineage: Eukaryota; Oomycota; Peronosporomycetes; Peronosporales; Peronosporaceae. Bases 1 to 1881 code for a protein of 626 amino acids. The record is from RefSeq and is a predicted model, not a curated record. Gene Ontology annotation, biological process: late endosome to vacuole transport; cellular response to nitrogen starvation; autophagy. Gene Ontology annotation, cellular component: phagophore assembly site; phosphatidylinositol 3-kinase complex, class III, type II; phosphatidylinositol 3-kinase complex, class III, type I. The transcript has 3 exons.